AUGUCAUACAAAUUGACCGCCCAGGCUGUUAUCGACCGCCAUGCGUCGACAAUCAAAGAGCACAAGCCGAUUCCUACCUUUGCCGAAAUGCAAGAGCAGAAGAUUGAGCUUCCGCACAUCUUGAUCAUCAGUUGCGCUGAUCCACGAUGCAUUCCGGAGAACAUCUUCAACUUGAAGACAGGAGAAGUGGUUACCUGCCGAGUUGCUGGCGGAAAUGCCCAACUCGCCCUCAAUUCCCUCCUCUCGAUUGAUACUCUUCUGAACUUUUCCGAUGUCAUCAUUGUCCAGCAUACCAACUGUGGAGCGACAAUGUUCAGAGACAACGUGGUCAAGGGGGAGUUGAGAAAACGGGCCCCGAAUCUGGAGGAAGAAAUCAACAGCAUGGAAUUUUAUGAGAUCACGGGUUCUCUCCAAGAUAAUGUGAAGAAGAGCAUGACGUUCUUGAAAGAAUCUCCUUAUGUUCCAGAGUCAUUGAAAUCCAAUAUUCGGGGAUUUGUCUUCCACCUUGACAACGGAGAGCUCGAGGAAGUCACCUUGUAA
Molecule: messenger RNA, 540 nt
Organism: Fonsecaea erecta
Lineage: Eukaryota; Fungi; Ascomycota; Eurotiomycetes; Chaetothyriales; Herpotrichiellaceae
Exons: 6
Coding region: 1-540 (179 amino acids)
Molecular function (GO): carbonate dehydratase activity; zinc ion binding
Source: RefSeq, a predicted model, not a curated record